This is a messenger RNA of Filobasidium floriforme, 1203 nucleotides long. RefSeq lists its product as uncharacterized. NCBI's taxonomy places the organism in Eukaryota, Fungi, Basidiomycota, Tremellomycetes, Filobasidiales, Filobasidiaceae. The record is from RefSeq and is a predicted model, not a curated record. The coding region runs from base 1 to 1203 and encodes 400 amino acids. The transcript has 4 exons.
AUGGGUAAUUCGAACUCCAAGGAACAAGUCUCCCAAGACAACGAUGAGAACGAGGCGGGCGAGUCUUUGACUAGCGGGUGGACCUGCCUGUUACGACGAUAUCUGAUCACUGAUUUGCGGCUCUGUCUUUUCUUCUUAGGACACACCGCCGGACCCCCCUUCAUUUUCGAGUACCGCUUCGAGCCCAACGACGAUGUUGCUACGGUCCGAGAAGCUCGAGAAUUUAUGAUGGGCGGGUCUUAUAGAGAGCUUUUCGAACGCCUCAACCUGCACCAACAACAGUUGCUCGCCGAAUCUGAAGAGAAUUCGGUAGAUGAGAUCGCUGUUGAGAGUAGGCUGCUGGUCUUCACGAUCAGUGCUGCUUACUGGCUUCGAUCGACCAAGGAGCUUCCGGAUGCUGUCGAAGCGGCAAGGCUCAUUCUGCUCCACGGCGAAGAUGACGGAUUUUACCAUGCACAGAACAUCAGCGAGCAUAUGGAUCAGAUGGAUUUCGGUCGUGAGGCAGAACUAGUCGACUUUCUUGCUUGUUGGGGGGAUUGGGAGGCGAGGCGUAUUCAAGCGGGAAUCGACUAUAUCGCUCAACGUCCCCCUGGCCGAACCGCUUCUGGAGCUGGUAGCGGAUUCCUCAAAGAUACGCUCACUGGUAACUCUAUGAGGGAAUCCGCCUCCUCGUCAUUCCCCCCCGUCCAGACCGCCUUUCCCGAGAACGAUACCUCCGGACAGAUUCGUCUCCUCACCGCCUCGUCGAGCCCGAUGGAUUUGGGUCAACUCGACGUUGAAAGCGAGAUGGACAAGAUCCAAUCCGCCAUCGCAAGGGCUCGACGACAGGACAAGUUCAACAUCUUGGGCACGGAAACGAAAGGUCUCUUCUUUCAGGACGACUCUGGCCGAGCCGUCGAGGUCGAGAAGGAGAGGUUGGAAGGUAUGAUCAGGGACGCGCACGAUCACGGGCAACUCAAAGCGCUCUUCCUCAACGCUUGCUUCAGCGCCCACGACACCUAUACCACGUUCGCUCAAAUCGGGGUUUGCGUCAUCGCUAUUCAGCAACCCGUCGAAGAUGACGCGGCGAUCUUUUUCGCCAAGGAGUUCUAUGGAAAGUUGGCCGAAGGGUUGACGUUCCGUGUGGCCUUCGACAGAGCGAAGAAUACGACCAGGGCGGCAUAUUCGCGAACCGCUAUCAACCCUGACUUCUAUGAGAGGUAG